AGAGCUGUGUUAUAAGACAUCAGUUAUAAGACUGUAUUUAGUCUGUUGCGUUAUGGAGGUUUCUUUCAUUGUGUGUGUCCUCAUUGGCGUGUUCCUGGGCCCUGCAGAUGGACAUGUGGUAGCUAAUUUCUGGGAUUCACCUGAUUGCAUCAAGUACUUCUACAAGGAGAAAGUUCCAGAUUUGGGAGCUUCCCUGCCUGAUGUGGUCCGUUUAUGUCAGCGCUUCCUAAACACGUAUCACUUCGCCACACUGUACAACACAUACUACCGCACAGCUGUCUAUUCUGCUUACAUAUUUCAACCAAGCAACGGUGGAGGCAGAGAGUCACGCUGGUUUGUAGAGCCACAGUUGGUGAAUCCCUCAUGGUCCAGUGAAAUGGAAGAUGGGUAUAAGCUGUCACAGCAGAACCCAAACAUCUAUUUGGGAGAAAAACAGGCUCUGAAUGAAGAUUACAAAAACUCAGGUUUUGACCGUGGACACUUGAACCCCAAUGGACAUCAUGCAGUUCCAAGUCGUAAUGCCACCUUUACCCUGACCAAUGUGGUGCCUCAAAACCCAACGCUGAAUCAGAACGCUUGGAACAAACAUGAGUCUAAACUGACCAGCUUGUUCAAUGCCAACUGUCAUCAGGCUUAUGUGCUGGUUGGUGCCAUUCCUUCCUCUAACAACUGGAUCAUCAAGAACAAUGUCAAAAGGGUCAACAUCCCAGAGUACGUCUGGAACGCUUACUGCUGCGUCAAUCAAAAUGGUCGCCCCAUCCUAAGCGGUGCUGCAACUGCCCUAAACACAGAGCUGAAUGUUGUUGUAGAACACACCUUAGAUGAGAUGGUCAACUUCCUUCAGCAGUUCUCUGAUGCACCGGUGAAUGAGCUGUUCAGCGGCCAGUGCAAAUCUUAGGCUAACAUU
Onychostoma macrolepis is the source of this 907-nucleotide messenger RNA. Its product is annotated as endonuclease domain-containing 1 protein-like. The record is from RefSeq and is a predicted model, not a curated record. The transcript has 3 exons. NCBI's taxonomy places the organism in Eukaryota, Metazoa, Chordata, Actinopteri, Cypriniformes, Cyprinidae. Gene Ontology annotation, molecular function: metal ion binding; hydrolase activity; nucleic acid binding. Bases 53 to 898 code for a protein of 281 amino acids.